This is a messenger RNA of Pundamilia nyererei, 1047 nucleotides long. RefSeq lists its product as uncharacterized. The coding region runs from base 1 to 1047 and encodes 348 amino acids. Gene Ontology annotation, biological process: response to bacterium. The record is from RefSeq and is a predicted model, not a curated record. NCBI's taxonomy places the organism in Eukaryota, Metazoa, Chordata, Actinopteri, Cichliformes, Cichlidae. The transcript has 5 exons.
AUGACAUCUGCGAAGUUUGUCAUCUGUCUCACAUGUUUGUUCUCGGGGGAAAUGGCUCUGACGAAAGACCUCAAAUUCUCUUUUUCUGUUCAUCAAGAAAGACGUUUCAUAACAUCUAACAGACGGGACAGCGUGACUUUGACUUGUUUCUAUGAAGGAGAUGUUGCUGCGAGGUUUUACUGGUACAAGCUGACAUUGGGACAGAAACCAAAGCUCAUUUCUACUCUUUACAAGUUUGACACCAACGCCACCUUUAGUGAUGAAUUCAAGAGUGAUCCACGAUUUACAGUUGAUGCUGAAAAAGGAAAAAUCUACUUAAAGAUAACAAAUCUGGACAUUUCAGACUCUGCUACUUACUAUUGUGCAAGUAGCUAUUCAUUUAAGUUUAAAUUUGGAGAGGGCACUAUCAUCAACAUAAGAGGUUCAGAGUUGGAUAUCCCAACUUUAGUGCAGCAGUCAGCUUCUGAGAUCAUCCAACCAGGAGGCUCUGUGACUCUGAACUGUACAGUACACACUGGGACCUGUGAUGAAGAACACAGUGUUUACUGGUUCAGAGACUCUGAAGCGUCUUUCCCAAGAAUCAUUUACACCAAUGGAGGCAGGAAUGAUCAGUGUGAGAGGAAACUCAACACACAGACACACACAUGUGUCUACAACCUACCAAUGAAGAGCCUGAAUACGGCUCAUGCUGGGACCUACUACUGUGCUGUCGCCUCAUGUGGACACAUACUGUUUGGAAACGGGACCAAGCUGGACUUUAAGGAUGAUGGGAAUGCUGUGUACUUCUUCAGUGGAGCUUUGGCAUUCAGCACACUUCUAAAUGUUUUAAUGGCUUUCUUAUUGUAUAUGGCCCACAAAAGAAACUGCACCAAACACCAAUGCCCAGAGUCUCAUUCAAGAAUUUCCCCGCCUUCAACAAAUGCAGAGGUCAAGCAAAAUGAAGAAAACCUCCAUUAUGCAGCUUUAAGGCACCACAAGGCUGACAGACCAAGAAGACAGAGAAACAACAGCAAGGCUGAAUGUGUCUACUCAAGUAUAAAGCAGUAG